Molecule: messenger RNA, 5692 nt
Organism: Macrosteles quadrilineatus (aster leafhopper)
Lineage: Eukaryota; Metazoa; Arthropoda; Insecta; Hemiptera; Cicadellidae
Product: gastrula zinc finger protein XlCGF26.1-like
Exons: 2
Coding region: 708-1976 (422 amino acids)
Cellular component (GO): nucleus
Source: RefSeq, a predicted model, not a curated record
ACUUAAGUAAGUAAAGUACAGGUACAAGUGAAGUAAAGAGCAAGAAGGAGCAAGUGUGUUCUGUGCUGUUUGUCAUUGUCUUUAAAUUUGAAAAGAUUUAGGCUAAAUUAAAUUUCCGGUAAUCGGUAAUUAAUUCAUGUGAAUACAAAUCAUGAGGUGGCAAUAGACUCUCCCAGACAGAAGGAAAACAAACUCAAGUUUACCACAGUAAAGCAUCAUAUAUUAUCUUAUAUAAUACUUUAAACAAAAGAUGAAAGGGUUUUCUAUUAAACACUAUAAAAAAUGAAAGUCAAUAAUUUGUUCAGUAAAAGAAGAAUUUAUAUUACAAUUAACAUUAUGCUGAAGGAUAAGAUAAUAUUUCAAAACAAUAUACAAAAAGUAUAACUUGAUAUAAUAAGUCAUUUUAAUUCUGAGAUUGAAAAAAGACAAGGGAAAAAGAAUAAUUCUAUACGUAUAUUGCACAAUAUCUUCAACACAUCGAUAACGAGAUUUGAGCAAGAGAUGUUUGAAAAUUAAAUGAGAUCUCUAUGUAACUAUCAUUGGUGCUGUCACUAUACCAAUGGUAAAUAUUAAACAUUUAAUAAAUCCUUUAAACAAGGGAAACAUUUAAAUAUACAGUAUAUACAAAGUAUACUGACUAGUUGAGUUAUCUAUGUUACAAGGUUAUCUGAUAAGUUCAACAAAGUCAGAAAGUAAAAAGUAAAAACAUGUUAAAGAUCACUAAAAAGCUGCCUUAUCAGUGUCCAUUAUGCAGAGUAAUCAUUUCAUGUCGUUGGGGAAUGAGGAAUCAUAUAUUAAAACAUACGGGUGAGUGUCGCUUUAAAUGUUUGAUUUGUGAGAAAACCUUUUUUCAACUAUAUCAGAUAAAGAGACAUUUGACGGUACACUCUGGGGAGAGACCUUAUAAGUGUACUACAUGCGGAAAAUCUUUCACAACCAAUAACAAUUUGAGGCAACAUACAUUGGUUCAUUCUGGAGAGCUACCUUAUAAGUGUGUUACAUGCGGAAAAUCUUUUAAAACCAAAAGCAACAUGAAGAAACAUACAUUGAUUCAUACAGAAGAGAGACCUUAUAAGUGCACUACAUGCGGAAAAUCUUUUAAAAACAAAUCCAGUAUGAAGAACCAUACAUUGCUUCAUACUGGAGAGCGACCUUACAAUUGCAUUAUAUGCGGAAAAUCUUUUACAAUCAAAGCCAGUUUAAAGGAACAUAGAUUGGUUCAUUCUGGAGAGCGACCUUACAAGUGCGUUACAUGCGGAAAAUCUUUAAAAACCAAAACACAAAUGAUGAGACAUAAAUUGGUUCAUACAGAAGAGAGACCUUAUAAGUGCACUACAUGCGGGAAAUCGUUUAAAGAAAAAGCCAAUAUGAAGAAACAUACAUUGAUUCAUGUUGGAGAGCGACCUUACAAAUGCACUACCUGCGGAAAAUCUUUUACAACCAAAGCAUAUAUGAAGACACAUGCAUUGGUUCAUACUAAAGAGCGACCUAAUAAGUGCACUACAUGUGGGAACUCUUUUACAACCAUAGAUAGUUUGAAGAAACAUGCAUUGCUUCAUACUGUAGAGCGACCUCAUAAGUGUACUACAUGCGGAAAAUCUUUCAUGACGCAAGACGAUAUGAAGAAACAUACAUUGUUUCAUAAAGUAAAGGUACCUUAUGAAUGUACUAAAUGCGGAAAAUCUUUCACAACCAAAAUCAAUUUGAAGGAACAUACAUUGGUUCAUACUCUAGAGCGACCUUAUAGGUGCGCCACCUGCGGAAAAUCUUUUACAACGCAAGAGAAAAUGAAGAAUCACACAUUAAUCAAUACAGAAAAGAGACCAUUAUAUAUAAGUGCACUAGAUGCGGAAAAACUUUCACAAACAAAAGCUAUAGUAAGGAACAUACAAUGUAUCAUAGUGGAAAAUUCUUUACAAGCAAAGGCAGUAUGCAGGAACAUUGACAUUGGUUCAUGCUCGAGAGCGACCUUAUAAGUGCUCUAUAUGCGGAAAAUCUUUCUAAACCAAAAGCAAAAUGAAGAAACAUACAUUGGUUCAUACAAAGAGACACCUUAUAAGUGCACCGAGGAAAGUCCUUUAAAACCAAAAGCAAUAUAAAAAUGAAGCACACACAUACAUUGAUUAAAAAAUAUUUUUUUGGAAUUUGAAACCAUGCAACUGAAAGAUAUUGGUAAUCAGACCUCCACAAGUCACUUUUUGACUCCCAGACAUUUCCAUGCCUGGUAGCAAAGUGAGUGUACUACCUAAAUCUUUAGAAUUAACUUCUACGAUCAAUAAUGAUAAGAAAUCGUGUAGUAUAUCUGUCUUCCAUCAAAACAUACAAUGUCUAGCAACUAGAAUUGACUAAUUAAUUAUCACAAUUGAAGAAUUAAAGCCACAUAUUAUAAUUUUGACUGAACAUAAAUUAAACCAACAUGAAAUAACAAAACUCAAAAUACCAGUGUAUCAAGUUUCGACCUGGUACACGAAUAGAGGGGGAGGGGGAGUAUUAAUUUUGGUGUCAGAAAAGAUUGUAUUCAAAAAUAUAAUGCUAAGUUCAUUACAGGCGCUUAACCAAGAUAAAAUCUUUGAAUCUUGUGUAACAGAAAUUAAAGCAGGCAAAGAAAAAUUCUUGGUGGCUGGUGGAUAUAGAUCACCAUCACAAGGCGUUGAUAUAUAUUUGGAAAAACUAAGUGAACUUUUGAAAAUUGUAAGUAGAACUGACCAAAAAAAAUUAUUGGGGGGGAGAUUUUAAUAUCGAUGUUUUGAGGGACAAUAAGAAAAGGAAGUUUGUUUUGCAGAUGCAUGGUUUUAAAUAUACAAUUACAAUUCCAACUAGAGUUGCUGAAAAGAGUUUAUCUGCCAUUGAUAAUUUUAUUACUAAUUUAAUUUAAUUUAGAUAGCAAAAUUUUUGAAGUAGAAUGUUUAAUUACAGCAUUGUCAGAUCAUGAUGGACAACUUUUUUAAAAUCCUCAGUUCAAAAAGUACAAAAAACAAUUUAAAUCUUAAAAUACAUAAGUAUGAAAGGAGGUAUAAACAAGAGAGCAUUAACCUUUUCAUUUAUGACCUUUCCAAAGAGGAUUGGACAAAACUUUAUAACUGUAAUGUGGAAGACAAAUUUACUUAUUUCUAUAACAUUUUAAAAUAAAUUUCCCUAAAACAAAAAUAGUUUCCAGUAAUUUAAAUAAUGGAUGGAUUGAUGAUGAAAUUAUCAAUGAGCAUCAUGAAAUAAUUGCAGAACAUGACUUGUAUGGAGAUGAUAGAAGUAACAUAUUAUCAUUGAAGAAUUAUAUUAAGGAACACAAGAAUAGAUACAAAAAAAUGAUAGAACUUAAGAAAGAAACCCAUUUUGAAAUAAAAUUAGAAAUUCUACCAAUGUUAACAAAACUGUUUGGAAAACUGUGAACUCUGAAACAAAAAACCAAACAAAAAAGAAAGAUGGCAUAGUAAUAUUUCACUCAAACAUAACGGCAAAAAAAAUAGAAGAACCAUAUGCUGUAAUCAAAAUUAUUAAAGAAUCAAAAUCUGUUUUGUUAAAGCCACUUUAACAUGUGAUUAAUACAUCACUAAUAACAGGCGUUUUCCCCGCUCAACUAAAAAUAUCAAAAAUAAUUCCAGUACAUAUAUAAAAAAGGUGAUAAAAAAGAUCCGCUGAACUAUAGACCAUUGGCAAUUCAACCUGCUAUUUGAAAAAAGUUUACUUUUUCAACUAUUAGAUUAAUUUGAAAAUAACCACUUAUUAGAUCAAGGAUAUAUAUCUAUAUAGUAUAAUGUAAUAUAAUAUAUAUUUAUAUAUAGCAUGGAUAUAGAAAAAAAUAAAUCUACUACUACAGCUAUAAUUUCUUAUAUUGAAAAUGUAUUACAUAAGUUAGAUGAGGACAAUUAUGUUGUAGGUGCCUUUUUUAUAUGCCUAAGGCUUUUGAUAGUGUGAAUCAUUGAAAGUUACUGCAAAAACUCUGAGCAUAUGGAAUUAGUGGUAAAGAACUGAGCUGGAUAAAAUCUUAUUUAGCGGGCCGCCAACAGUUUGUUAACAUUGGGUAUUUGGAUGGAAAUAAGAUGUACAAUGUUAGAUAUAAUGUUAGGUAAGUUAAGUAUUCUGUUCCUCAGGGAUCUUUGUUGGGUCCGUUCCUGUUCCUGUGCUACUUGGGAGGGAUGCCAAAACAUUUAUUUGAACGGGUAGAAAACAAUGCCCUCUGCUUGUAUGCAGAUGAUAUAAGUAUGUCUAUGCAUGAAAAGAAUAUUGAACUUCUUGAAAUAAAAAUGAAAGAUUCGCUCAAAAUAAUUGGACAUUACUUAAAUGAAAAAACCUUUUACUUAAUGAAAACAAAACAACCUUCAUCAAAUUUCAGUGUAAAAAGUCUGGGGAAAAGAUAUUUGAAAAUUAUGCAUGUGAAACCAAAUUUUGAGGUCUAACCUUGGACAGUACACUAAAGUGGACCACACUUGUUGAUAAAAUAUGUAAUAAAAUUAGCUCGGUAUUUUUACUUUAAGACGACUAUACCCCCUUAGCAGUAAAUAAAUUUUGCGUGUGGUUUAUUAUUCAAGUAUACACUCCCAUAUUUCAUAUGGCAUUGAAAUUUAUGGUGGAACAAAUAAAUCUAACUUAAAUGAAAUUUUACAUUUACAAAAAGAGGCCAUAAGGUGCAUCCUUAAUUUAAAUGAAAAUGAAUCAUGUAAAAAUCGUUUCAAAGAAUUAGAAUUCUUUACAGUUUACAGCCUCUACAUAUAUAAGACUAUAUUGUAUGUUAAAAACCAGGAGUUGCAACUGCAAAUACAGCAAGAUGUACAUACUUACAAUACUAGACACAAACAAAAUGUUAUAAUUAAAAAGCAUAAAAAAAAUAAAAAAAUUAAAGAAAGCCCUUAUUAUAUUGGGGUUAAACUUAUCCUUCUCUCCCUUGUAGCAUCAGAAAUGAGGAAAACAGAAAUAAGUCAAAAAAAAGCCGAAAAUUAAGAAUUUUCUAAUUAGUGGAGAGUUUUAUAAUUUUGAAGAAUUUACUGCACUAUGUUCAAAUAUGUAAAAAAUAAAUAAAUAAAAAAGUAAAAUGGAUCAGGAAAAUGGUUUUAGUAUUAGUUAUAGUUUACCCUAAUUAUAUGUAUGUAUAUAGUGUUUGAACGGCUGGGUAGUGUUAAACUUGGUAGAGGUGUCUAAAGAAAUGUCUUGGUCUGUAGAUGAGUCAUCAAAAGAAAAACGAAGUGAAUUCCCUUAGGGCUCUGUCCCAGAAGCCUUUGAAGAUCCCUCCACAGAUUUGUUUACAUAAUGGCCAUGUGGAUAAUACUUAUUAAUGAAACAGGCUGUUAAUUUUUAAAUUGUAUUUUAAAACGCACAUUUAUUGGGAUUUACUGAAUUGUCAAAAAGAAGUAUUUGCAAUGUUAUUUUCUGAUUUUAAAAUAGAUUUUCUUCUGUAUCAUAUCAUGUUUUGCAAUACAGUAUAACGUUCCAUUACGAAAUCAGUGGAAAAUCUUUUUAUCACAGUAGGCUAACUCCUGUCGUUAUAUAGAAUCCUCCCCUGAUUAUAUUACCAUUUUCAUCUUUCAAGAUAUAAGUCACAAGCUUUGUAUUCUUAACUUCUGCUAGGUAUUGUACCUAAAUAGCCCCCCUGUCCGAUUUGGGGUGUAUCCUUUAUUAAAAACAUGUUUAUACUUGGAAAUCCUUAAAUAGUUCCCCUGUCCAAUUUGGGGUGUAUCCUUUACUAAAAACAUGUUUAAAC